Kwoniella mangroviensis CBS 8507 is the source of this 4848-nucleotide messenger RNA. Its product is annotated as pentafunctional AROM polypeptide. Gene Ontology annotation, molecular function: 3-dehydroquinate synthase activity; 3-dehydroquinate dehydratase activity; 3-phosphoshikimate 1-carboxyvinyltransferase activity. The coding region runs from base 1 to 4848 and encodes 1615 amino acids. Lineage: Eukaryota; Fungi; Basidiomycota; Tremellomycetes; Tremellales; Cryptococcaceae. The transcript has 6 exons. Gene Ontology annotation, biological process: aromatic amino acid biosynthetic process; chorismate biosynthetic process. Gene Ontology annotation, cellular component: cytoplasm. The record is from RefSeq and is a predicted model, not a curated record.
AUGACCGUUCCUUCCACCUCUCCCUUGGCGGACGUCCUCAGAAUCUCUAUAGUGGGGAACGAAUCGAUUCAUUGUGGAUUCCAUUUACUCCCUUACAUCUUCUCAACAAUCACCAGCAAUCUACCUUCAUCGGCAUACGUCUUAAUUACCGAUACCAACCUUUCUUCUAUCUAUCUCGAUGAUCUCAAACACGCCUUUAACGAAACCGGCUCAAAGGCUAGAUUCUUGGUUUACGAGGUAGCUCCGGGAGAAACAGCAAAAUCAAGAAAGGUAAAAGAAGAAAUUGAAGAUUGGAUGUUAGAUCAGAAACUUACUAGAGAUACUGUCGUGUUGGCUUUUGGAGGUGGAGUUAUCGGUGAUUUGACGGGUUUCGUAGCUGCUACUUUCAUGAGAGGAGUUAAAUUCGUACAAAUACCCACUACACUCUUAGCCAUGGUAGAUUCCGCAGUAGGAGGUAAGACAGCCAUAGAUACACCUCAUGGUAAAAACUUGAUUGGUGCUUUCUGGCAACCCUCUUACAUCUUUGUGGAUUUGGCCUUUUUGACUACCUUGCCGCCGAGGGAGGUCAGCAAUGGUAUGGCUGAGGUCGUAAAGACCGCCGCAAUCUGGAAAGAUGACGACUUCGCUCUUCUCGAAUCUCGAUCUGCCGAAAUCUCCCUCGCUGCAUCUACCAAGCCCACCACUUCAUCCACAGCGGGCCGAUUCGCGUCUGAUCGAUCACACGCUCAAUCAUUGCUCCUCCAGGUCGUCUCAGGAUCAAUCUACGUCAAAGCUCACAUCGUUACCAUCGACGAACGCGAAACCGGCCUACGAAACUUGGUCAAUUUCGGUCAUACCAUUGGGCAUGCUAUUGAAGCUGUUCUCACCCCUGCAAUGCUUCAUGGUGAAUGUGUAUCUGUUGGUAUCAUUCUCGAAGCUGAGGUAGCUAGACAACUCGGUAUCCUCAGUCAAGUUGCUGUAGGAAGAUUAACAAGGUGUCUUCAAGCUUAUGGAUUGCCCAUUUCAUUAUCUGACCGAAGGAUCACCUCAUUACCAGCUUCAAGCCAACUGUCCGUAGACAGAUUGUUGGAUAUCAUGAGAAUUGACAAGAAGAAUUCCGGUCCAGCUAAGAAAAUCGUACUUUUGUCAAGAAUUGGUAAAACAUACGAAGAAAAAGCUUCGGUAGUUGCCGAUGAAGUGAUCAGGCGAGUCUUGUGCGAGGCUGCUACAGUCAUCUCUGGCAUUCCCACCAAGUCACCUAUCACCAUGGCUACACCAGGAUCAAAGUCCAUAUCCAACAGAGCCCUUGUACUAGCCGCUUUAGCUACUGGAACUUGUAGAAUUAGGAACUUGCUGCACUCCGAUGACACUGCUGUCAUGAUGAACGCUCUUGUUGAGCUCAAGGGCGCAGUCUUCUCUUGGGAAGAUGGAGGUGACACCAUCGUCGUCGAAGGUGGUGGAGGUACUCUAUCUGCGCCCGCCAAGGGCAAAGAGCUUUACCUCGCUAACGCUGGUACAGCUUCUCGAUUCCUGACCACCGUCUGUGCUAUGGUCUCUGGUGCCGCAUCGACCGAGAAAUCCACCAUUAUCACCGGGAACGCAAGAAUGAAACAACGACCUAUCGGUCCAUUAGUGGACGCGCUUUCCGCUAAUGGAGCCAAGAUCAAAUACGUCGAAAGUGAAGGAUGUCUUCCGCUAGACAUUGAGACUGACGGAUUUAGAGGUGGACACAUCAAGCUUGCCGCCUCAGUAUCAAGUCAAUACGUCUCGUCUAUUCUUCUUUGUGCACCCUAUGCCGCUGAGGAAGUCGUCCUCGAAUUGACAGGUGGUCAAGUCAUAUCUCAACCGUACAUCGAUAUGACAACAGCCAUGAUGGCACAAUUCGGAAUUGCCGUCCAAAGAAAAAAAGAUGCUUCAGGCAAUCUAUUGGACAUCUACGUAAUUCCCAAGGGAACUUACAAAAACCCUGCGGAUUAUUCAGUCGAAUCAGACGCAUCAAGUGCCACCUACCCUCUAGCCAUCGCAGCUAUCACCGGAACCACCUGUACCAUCUCAAAUAUCGGUUCAUCAUCUUUACAAGGAGAUGCACGAUUCGCUAAAGAAGUCUUAGAACCUAUGGGAUGUGUCGUCGAACAGACUCUCACUUCCACCAAAGUCACUGGGCCUCCUGUCGGUCAGCUUAGAGCAUUGGGUAACGUGGAUAUGGAACCUAUGACGGACGCUUUCUUGACUGCUUCAGUCCUUGCUGCUGUCGCCAACUUGCCCGCUUUGCCCGAAAGGCAAGUUGAAGGUCUACCACCUACAGCCUCGAGGAUAUACGGUAUCGCCAAUCAGAGAGUGAAGGAAUGUAAUAGAAUCAAAGCUAUGAGGGAUCAGUUGGCCAAAUUCGCUGUGGAAACUGAUGAAUUCGAUGACGGAAUCAUCGUAAUUGGUAAAGCUGCUACAUCUCUUGCUCGAGGUGCAUCGGUACACUGUUAUGACGAUCACCGAGUGGCAAUGGCUUUCAGUGUCUUGGCUUGUAUCAUCGAAAAAACCAUUAUCGAAGAGAAGCGAUGCGUUGAGAAGACGUGGCCUAAUUUCUGGGAUGAUCUUCAAAACAAGAUCGGUAUACCCGUUGAAGGAGUCGAACUUGAAACUCAUAAGCAAGCUUCCACCUCAGCCAAAGCUGUCACUCCCGUGGAUCAAUUUCAAUCCGAUCACCCCAUCUUCAUCAUUGGUAUGAGAGGUGCUGGCAAGACUUAUAUCGGUCGAUUAGCUGCUGACGUACUCGGCGGCGAAUUCACCGAUGCCGAUGAUACCUUUUUCGGGGAGACUAAACAGUCCGUCGCCGACUUCGUGGCUGCCAACAGCUGGGAAGAAUUUCGACGUGUGGAAACUGAAAUAUUAGGUAGAUAUAUCCAGGAGAGGAAGGGUAAUCAUGUGAUCGCUUUAGGUGGCGGUGUGGUUGAAACGGAAGUUGCACGACAGCUCCUUCAGUCACACGUCUCCAAAGGUGGUUUAGUUAUUCAUGUUACCAGAGCUUUGGAAGAUAUCGAUAAUUUCCUUUCUUCCAUUGGUAAUACCGCCACUCGACCUAAUUGGGGUGAAUCUUUCGCCGAUGUCUUCAAGAGGAGAGAGCCGUGGUACGCGUCAUGUUCGAGUCAUGAAUUCUACAAUGUCCUCGAGCCUGUUGGUGGUCAGUCUCCUGAACAGCAUGAACAGGCUAUGAGAAGGGAGUGUGGAAGAUUUUUCAACUUCAUCAAAGGGAUCCAUUCGAACCGACCUAGAUUGUCAGCCGCUACUCCAACUGCUUUCUUAUCAUUGACUUUCCCUGAUAUCACACCUGCCCUUGCGCAGAUCGACGAGUUGACGGAAGGUGCGGAUGCUGUGGAACUUCGAGUGGACCUGCUCAAUCCCACUGGAACAGCACCUACCACUCCCGGUCUACCGCCUCCUUCCUUUGUCGCCAAGCAACUUGCUUCCUUGCGACUCGCGACUUCCUUGCCUAUCGUGUUCUCAGUGCGGUCGAAAGAUCAAGGUGGUAUGGGACCAUCGGACCAAUCUGCCCUGUAUCAAUCGAUGGUAGAAUUAGGUAUUCGAUCAGCAUCUGAAUACGUGGAUCUCGAAGUAGCUUGGCCUACCGAUGUACUCCAGCAAGUAUCAAGAGGUAAAGGUAGAUCUUAUAUCAUCGCAUCAUGGCAUGACUGGACUGGAUCAAUGGCAUGGGACAAACAAGCGGUUCGAUCUAAAUAUUCCUUAUGUUCUAAAUACGGUGAUAUAGUCAAGAUAGUUGGUACGGCCAAGACUCUAACGGACAAUUCGAAAUUGUCCUUGUUUGCUGAAGAAAUCAACUCUCAACCUGGAUCCAAGCCACUCUUAGCUAUCAACAUGGGAUCAGCCGGACAACUUUCGCGAGCUCUGAACCCGAUACUCACUCCUGUCACGCAUGAAUUACUUCCCUCCCGAGCUGCUCCUGGACAACUCACCGUAAAACAGGUAUUGCAAAUUAGAAAUUCGAUCGGUCUGUUACCCGCCAAAAAGUUCUACUUGUUCGGAAGUCCCAUCGCUCAUUCAGUCUCACCAACACUCCAUAAUACCGGUUUCCAAUCUGUAGGAUACCCUCAUCAAUAUGGAUUACACGAAUCAGACAAAGUAGAUCAAGUAGUAUUGGAUAGAAUUACAUCUCCAGAAUUUGGUGGAGCAAGUGUGACUAUACCUUUGAAAAUUGAUAUUAUCCCUCAUCUCGAUUCUGUCUCUGAAGAUGUGAAGAUCAUCGGUGCGGUAAAUACCAUUGUCCCCCAAGCCGGUGGAAAACUACAUGGUGAAAAUACAGAUUGGAAAGCAAUCUAUCAAGCUACCCUCUCAAACCUUCCUGCCAAUACGAAAGUUGGUCAAAGUGAGGGUUUGGUAAUUGGUGCGGGGGGUACGUGCAGAGCAGCAAUUUAUGCUUUGUACAAAGUCGGAAUCAAGACUAUAUACUUGUUUAACCGAACUUUGGAAAAUGCCCUCAAAGUUAAAGAUUCUUUCCCAUCCGACUACAACAUCGUAGUGGUAGAUUCGUUCGAUAAGGUCAACAAUCCUUCAGUAGUAAUUUCGACUGUCCCUGGUACUUCUUUGGUACUUCCCUCUUCGAAAGAUGAAGGAAUCAAGUUACCCGAGAGUUUGUUAGGUAAUGUCAAUGGAGGAGCUGUCAUUGAUUUGGCGUAUAAACCUUACAAAACUGCUUUACUGGAAUUAGCUGAGAUUGCAGGUAAAGGUAGAUGGAAGACUGUACCUGGAGUGGAAAUUUUGGUGUUACAGGGUUUGGUUCAGUUCCAGCUGUGGACUGGCAAGAGAGCACCGGAAAAGAAAAUUAGAGAGAGUGUCAUGACCAAGUAUAUUGGUAAUUAG